CAGUAUCUCUAAAGUAACUUAUUCGUAAGUUGCUGGUUGGAAAGGAGUGGAAAUAGAUUGGACUAAAUGUAAUGAGGGUCUUGGAGGAGGCUGAAAUAAUGCCCGAUGUCCUACAUGAAGCUCCCGAGUCUGAAUUGAAGAUGCAACACGGACACCCAUCAAGCAUGAAUAGUUGUUUCUCUGCUCUUUCAUCAAUACGCGACCUCUCCCUUGCUCUUUUCCAUACGGUGUUGGUUCCGUUCGUCUGAUUAGUAUAGUGGUGCUUCAUUGGCCACGUGAGCAACACAAACGAAGACAGGAAAGAGUAAUCGGGUCUGGUUUUUAAAUUUCCUCCCGAAGUUGAGAGACACCUCAUUGACAGCAAAAAGCGUAGCAAUGUGUGUUCAUGCCUUGCGCCAUCUCGCCUUCAAUUUUGCAGAUGCAACACGGACAUCCAUCAAACACGGAUAAUUGUUCCUCUGCGCCGUCGGCAAAGCGCGUCAAGAUGUCUCUUAUUUUCGAGGAAAGUUAAGGUAAAGUUUUCUAAAAGUGUGCAAUGAAUAAUAAAAAAUACAUAGUAAACUUUUUAGAAUAAAUUCUGAUUCAGAAGUGUAAAAUAUUCCUUUCACUCAAUACAGUAGCUCCAGUAUCAGAUUACAAAUGACAAACUUUGAUGAUCGUCCAAUGGGUGUUUCAAGAGUCAUAGACAUACACAGAUCAAAAUUUACUUUUGUUACAUCGGUUAUUUUACUAGUCGCUUUAAUUCAGCAAUCAACCUGCAAAAAAAGGAGCAUGUAUGAUCCUGACCCACCGCGGGUACCACGUCGCAGUUGGGCAGUUAAAAAUGCCUUUGAAAGGUACAGAAUUAUACUGGAUCGUAUUAUUCCAAAGGCACCAGACAGAUUCAUGUUGGUGAAGUUUAACAAUAAUAAAACGGUCGAGUUAGGAAGUGUAAUGAGGUUUGACGAUGUAUGGGAAAUUCCAGUUUUCAUUAAUUUUGACUUCGACAUCGGUUGUUACCACACUUUAAUAUUUCUCAAUAUUGAUCAUCAAAACGAGUUUUUCCCCCAAAAAAGGCAGUAUCUCCACUGGUUAGUCGGUAAUAUCCCAGAGGUCAUGUUGGAGAAAGGUAAAAUUCUGGCCUCUUACUUGAUGCCGAUUCCUCCUCCGAUUCUACGAGGCUCCCAGCGACUCGUGUUCUUAGCUUACAGGCAGCCAAAAAUUACGAUUCAGUUCUCCGAGCCAUUCAUACCUGCUUUGCCUCUGCCGAAAACCCGCACGAACUGGACAUUGGAGGAAUUUGUGAAGAAGUAUAAAUUAAUUGGGCCAGUUGCUGGAAACUUCUAUCGAAUUGAUUGGCAGACAGAGGUUGUUCGUCCGAAAUAUGACGACGGACCGAAAUAGAGUAACCUUCUUCGGUUUUUAAAUCUCUGAGAUCAAACCGAGUUGAAAGAAUCAAAACUUCCCCGACUUCAUUUUGUAGAAAAUUUUGAAAUUGCCACUGAUUGAUUUGUCUUAUAAAUACUUGUUACUUUACUACGUAAAUGUGAUCAUGAAUUUGUUACUUGGUGAACUACAAAUUGAUAGGGGUGGAGUGAAAAUUCAAUUAAUAGAGGCGUAAAUAUAAACAAUUCUAUCGAAACAUA
Molecule: messenger RNA, 1625 nt
Organism: Bemisia tabaci
Lineage: Eukaryota; Metazoa; Arthropoda; Insecta; Hemiptera; Aleyrodidae
Source: RefSeq, a predicted model, not a curated record